Molecule: messenger RNA, 613 nt
Organism: Closterium sp. NIES-67
Lineage: Eukaryota; Viridiplantae; Streptophyta; Zygnematophyceae; Desmidiales; Closteriaceae
Source: the annotation of a GenBank genome assembly
AACUUCGGCACGAACAGCGAUCGCCUGUCCAAGUUUCUGGAGCGCCACGCCAGCAACCGAGAUGUGAUCGUGCAGGGCGUCGAUGCAGACGGAAUGGAGCGAGUGCAUCAAUUCGAGCUUCACGAGGAGCCGCUGCCAAACUACACCACUGCCCGCGGCGACAAAGCUUCCUGCACGCUCACCUGUCGCUCCUACGCGACCGAGCUCAUCUACAACGUGCAGCUGCGGCUCGGCGACCUUGAGCGGCUCAACGGGUCAAAGCUGUGGAUGCCCCGAACAUGGCCGCGGAACACGGAGGCGAGGGACGAGGAGUGCGCCGAGCACUUUGACAGCGUGGUCGAACUCUUCCACGCCAGCGACCGCGUUGAAAUUCUGCCAGGAGUCGACAAGCGGCUGGCACGCAAGGAACUCAGCACCCUCGUGCCAGUGCUUGCUGGUGUGCCAAAAGAGGAGCAGCCAUUCCAUGCCGGACUUGCAGCCAUCCUGGAGACCAGCGACUAGCCGCGCAGCUACCCGAAUCUCGUGCGCCUGUGGGUGGCUGUGGCAGUGCUUCCUCUCAGCACUGUUGAGUGCGAGAGGGGAUUCUCGCGACAAAAUGUGAUUAAGAGCUGGA